Messenger RNA from Brassica napus (rape), 4649 nucleotides. RefSeq lists its product as uncharacterized. The coding region runs from base 3170 to 3730 and encodes 186 amino acids. Lineage: Eukaryota; Viridiplantae; Streptophyta; Magnoliopsida; Brassicales; Brassicaceae. The record is from RefSeq and is a predicted model, not a curated record. The transcript is spliced from 2 exons.
UUUAGGUUUGCUUCAAAAAUAAAAUCCUUGAUUUCCAAAUAGAGAUGAUUUGAAUCAUUAUAAAUUAACUCCUCGAUUUCCAAAUCUGAGAGUACAACUAAAGUUGGGGAGCUUAAAGGAUCAGUAUCUAACUUCGAGAAAGUGUUAGAAGUAAGUAUAUCUUGAAAACUGCGAAACUCUGAGGGUCUAAUGACUGCAUGCUUUUCUCUGUUGAUCUGUCAUUCUGAAAUUUUCCCAUGAAAUUUGGAAAAGUUUCAUGUUCAUAUUUCUUUUCCUUCUUGGGUACAUGUGGAUGGCCACAAAACUUGAUCCACAUGAUGCUUAUGUUAGUUUGGUUUACAAAAUAUUUAAUAGGGAUAUGAAUCCGUAUCUAUUGCAAUUUUUGUUUCCAAGAUUUAAAACCUUGUAGGCAUUUUGUUGGGCUUGGUGAGCAGCUGAUAUCAUCUGACAUAGGGGCUGCACUUGACGGCUUCAAGAUGGAAAUUCUUAUAUCAAGUGUGAUUUUGACUGUUCAGCUACAUUUUCAUUUUGUCUAACAACCAAAAACAAAAACUAUCAGGCACGGACACUCAUGAAAAUGGGAGGGCAAGAAGUACCAAUAGAAUUCGUGCAUGACAUUGUUGCUUUACAAUUUAGGAAAAAAGAAUUUGAGUAUCGUUACGGCUUGCUUUCUUUUCAAUUUUGGCUAUUAGCGUCAAUAAUUUUCUUCAUUUCAGUCGGCGCUCGACAAUUUUAAGAAGGCUCUGGUUGAUGGAAUAUGGAUUACCUUUCUCGAUAAAAAGGAAAAAUUAGAAAAAACAGGUGUAACUGUUAUAUGGUACAAGGAUGCUGGAAUUGUCCAUAUGCUGAUUGAAAUUGGUCACUCUGUUGACGUGCCACAUAAUAAAAUCCCAACCUUGUUCAAUCUGGCUAGAUUACUUUAGCAGUUAUACAAAACAGAAACAUCAAUUUGUCUCAAUCAGUUGAUACUUUACAAGGUAUGAUUACUCUUACACUCUUUUUUUGUAUUUGACAUUCCAUUUUGUGAUAAGUUUGUCUAUAGGUAAAAAUAACAAAGCUCUCAUGCUCUUCUUCUAGCAGUGACAACUUGGUCGCACCAAUGAAUAGCAUAACUACAGAACACUGUUGCAUCCACUCCAUGUAAGCAUCAAGAUCGUAUGGUAUCCUGAGCUUGAGAUUGCCUAGACUGUCAUUUGUUUUAAUUCUGUGAAUAGUACUUCUUGCUGGUCGAGGGUACACUCAAAUUACCCUAAGGAGUGAAUUACUCUCUCAAAUAAGAGGUUCAGAUGUAAUACUUAGGGAUUGAAUCCAUGUAGACUCUAGGAUUACACAAUAGAUUUAUAGUCUUCGAAAUAAAGCUAGAUUAAAAGGUUUUAAGCAGUAAAUGAAAUGGUGAGCAAGGCAGUUGCUUGAUUGGUUUGAUUUGAACCUGUUGAUAGUUGGGAAAUAGCUAGAUUCAUGUAUGUUCUCAGGUAUGAUAAGUAGACAACUUAAUUUGGGGUUUUAGGGGUUUAUUGAUAUUAACUAGGUCAAAACCCGCUCUACGCGGCGGGAUAAAAUUUAUAAAUUUUGUUUAUUAGAUAUAUAAAAUAAUGGUGAUGUUAUAAGUGUUAUUGUUAAUUUUUUUUCUUCUUUUAAAUAUGAAUUUCUUGGCUUAAUUAUAUAUUAUAAUGGUAAGUAUUUAUUAUCCAAACAAAUGACGAGUUUUCCUAGAAUUUUAUUUUAGGUAGUAUUAUUUGAUAUUACAUACUCAAAAAGAUUUAUAAAAGAAUUGCAAAAAUUUAGAAUUUACUGUAAAGUUGUUUUUUGUCAAAUUGUAAAGUUGUUUUUUAUUUGUUCUAUAAAAUCAAUUCAUAAAUUUUAAAGUUAUAUGUUUCAUUUAUUGUAAUAAGUGUUUUAUUUGAUUCUGAUCAAAAAUAUUCUAUAAGUAAAAAGACAGAUUUAUGAUAAGUUUCUUUUUGAAAGACAAUGGUUUUCUUCUCUCUCUCUCUAUUAUAAGAUCGACGAUCUCAUUACACUCUACUUUAGCAAACCAACUGGUAUGUAGUAGUCAAUAAAUUGCUGAUGCCUAGGCCUGCUACAUAUGCAACCGCGUGCAGACUAAUAUUUCAAAUUCGUAUGUUUCUUUGUUUAAUAUGUAUGUUUCCGAUUUUGAUGUUGCCAUUUGCCAGACUAAUAAUUAAAAGGAACAUAGAAAAUAUGGGAUUUGGAAUUUUGGAAUUUUGGAAUUUCAUGUGUUAUAAAAAGCAUUUCAUAUGCUAUACGAAAACAAAAAUCAUGUGCUAAUGUGUUAUCCCUUAGGUAUUUCAUGAAAUGGAUAUAGUUUUUCUUUGGUAUUCCAAGUUUCUGUAAACAGGGUCAAUCUAAAACAAUGUCCGGACCAUCAAACUCGGUGUUUUCAUAAACGAAAGUUUUUGUAAAUCCCAUUCCUCUUUCAGUUUUGAACCUUCUUUCCUAUCAACUCUUUCUCUUUGUUAUGUGCUUUACGUGACUAUGUCCACAGUCUUCACUAUUUCUCAUGCACCUUAACAUUACCAACAAUCAAGCGAUAUAUGGAUCAUAAAAGGUAAGUAACACACAUGCUUAAAAUCUCAGAGAGUUCAAACUUUGUAAUUUGAUAUAAUAUGAGAGGGAAUAGCAUUAAUGGUAAAACUUAAGAGAGAUAAAAGAUGCUAACAAAACAGUUCAAAUGAAGUAGCGUACUUUUCAUUGCACGCUUCUUGGGUUCUGCAUACCCUAUAGACUGUUUAUGUAUGGAUCUCAAAUCAACUUCAUUACCCAGAUUAGAAAAAUAAUAAAAAUGUUCAACAUUACCCUUUAUAUAUACUCUUCUGUCUAAGGAACUGGUAUCUCGUACUCACCAUAUCUAAAUGAAUGAAUUGUAAUCUCGGUUUCAAAGGUUAGCCUGUUCCAUUCUAGAUGAGAAUCAUAUCACUAAAAAGGUUAUAUCAAACACAAUUGUUAGUCUUACUGAUACGUUUUAAGGAACAAAGUGACAUACUUUCGGUAAGCACACAACACAAGUGUGGUCUGUAGGUCUAUUGAUUGAUGAAGUUUCUCAGUUGUUGAGGCUCCAUCAAAGCUCCAAAUAUAAACAUGUUUUUCUCAAGCAUUUGUUUCCCCACUUGACUGUCGGUAAAAUUAGAACCUUGUUCCAAAAAGAAAAAGCAUGGGAGAAUCUGCUUGCCUCAUGCAGCCAUUCUCAUACGCAGCUCCACAGGGAGAUUCUCUUGGUGCUUUAGGACAGUCAGUGUCCUUUGGGAGAUUCAUGUCUGAGAAAAUUGACUGGGAAAAAUGGUCAUCUUUCCCGACACAGAACCGUUAUGUGGCGGAGACAGAGAGAUACUCGAGGCCAGGGUCUGUGGCUCAGAAGAAAGCCUUCUUCGAAGCUCACUACAAGAAACUCGCUGCUGCAAGAAAAGCUGCUCCCGAAGAGGCACUCUUGCUCCGACAGCUAACCUCUGAUGAGUUGGUUCCAGUUCAAGAAGAUAUCAAUGGCGUAGGAAAGAAAGAAUCCGACCCGGUUCUUGAGAUUCCAAGAGCAUCUUUAGAUGCUGAAAUGAAAGUAGUUGCAGAAAAAGUAAGCAUGUCUGGUAAUAGACAGUCUGAUGAGAAAGAGAAGCGUGGGAAAGACAAGUCAGAGAUUAAUGGCAAAGGCUCUACAGUUAAAGAAGAACAACAGGUUGAAGAGAAAACGCCUAGGAUCCUUAAGGAAUAUUUUUUUUAUUAAAGUUUUUUUUUCCCUGGCUUCUUGUUCUUCAUCUGUUAGUUGUUUGCAGAAGAAGAAAUACAAAUUAAAGAAGCACAACCAAAGAGCAGUACAAAGCCGAGAGUGUCUAAGCUCAAUAUAUCAGAGAGGACUCCAAGUCAAAAGCCUAGUAGUAACAAGAGCAGCUCUUACAAUUUCACACCAGCAAAAGAGUUCAAUAGGCUAGUGUCCAUGAUAAGGAAGAUUGAUGGGUCAACAAGAGCUUCUUGUUCUUCUAAGCUACAAACCAAAGAAUGCAAAACUCCUCUCCGGACACCAUCAAGCAAUAAUAAGGUGAGUGUUUCACUCAUUUUAUGUUAGGGUAAACCAAGAGUGCCUUAUGUUCUUGUGAUUGGAUUAACUGUAGGUGUCUGCAAAGGGAAUUGUGGAGGACUCUUUGUUCACCACACCUUUGUCUAGUAACAGAAGGUAAAACACACUGCCUCAAUUAACUCUACUUAAAUGAUGUGUGGUUAGAGAAGUAACUCAUCAGGUGUUAAAAGUAAAUGCAGAGCUCAUGAUUCUUCUACCAAGACAGGUCGAGGAAGAUGGAAUUUCCUUCCUGCAAAGUAAGAACACAUCUUUAAUUAAAUGAAUUAUUGCACAAUUCAUAUGGUUAAUGUGUGUGUUUUUACUUGUUUAUUGGGGGUUAAAAAUCAGGACGCCGAGCUACUUCACACCGUUUGGAUUAAGAACAGAGGAGAGAGCAGAGAGAAGAAAAAAGGCAAGAUGAGCUUUGAGUUUAUUUUUCUUUUCUUGGUUUCUAUGCUUUCUUCUUUGUGGCUUACGAUUUGUAAAUGGUUCUUGAUGUUUCAGACGCUAGAGGAGAAAUUCAAAGCCAUGGAGGCACAUAAGGAGAAGGAGAGGAAUGUGGAGAAAGAAGAGAGUAAACUAAGGCAAA